AUGGACCGGAUUAUCCUCUUGUGCAUGGUUUCCACCUGUCUCUCAGCCGUACAUUCUCAGAAAUUUUUUUUCAGCCCAAAAUGGGGACCCAUUGGCUAUAAAGAGCAUGAAGAUCACGGCGAUGGGACAGCAAUGGAUGAAAUCAUUAAAGCUAAUGAGAUCCAAGCUUCCCGAAUCAUCGACGGCAUUACCAGUCUCAGAGAGGGAGACAUUGCUGUUUCUGCCGGAAGGCGCUCCAAAGUCUGCUUUGCACGGAGCUGCCUCUGGUCUAAGUCAGUGGAUGGACAUGUCUACAUUGCAUACAGGCUCUCAACUGAAUACUCUGAGAUGGAGACAAAGCUGAUAAAGAAAGGGAUGGAGAACAUAGAGAAAGGUACCUGUGUGCGGUUUGUUCCUCGGACUCACCAGCGUGACUUCAUCGACAUCCAGCAAAAGUCUGGGUGUUGGUCCUACCUUGGUUCGCGUGGUGGAAGACAGACCGUAUCUCUCCAGAGCCCUAACUGCCUCCAAGUUGGAGUGAUUUCCCAUGAAUUCAUGCAUGCCCUGGGCUUUGUGCACGAGCAGUCUCGCUUUGACCGGGACAACUAUGUCACCAUCAUGUGGCCAAACAUUUGGAGGGAUCGUUUGAGAAAUUUUGAGAAAUUUAAGACUGACCAUUUGGACCUUCCAUAUGAUUAUGGCUCAAUAAUGCAUUUUGGGAUGUAUGCCUACUCUCAGGAUGGGGAGCCAACCAUCAUUCCUAAGAACAGCAAGAACAUAAAGCUGGGCCAAACAUCGACUCUCAGCCACAUUGACAAGCUGAAAAUCAACAAACUCUAUAAAUGCGGUGACAAGGAUGAUUACUAG
Messenger RNA from Seriola dumerili (greater amberjack), 846 nucleotides. RefSeq names its product low choriolytic enzyme-like (gene hce2l2). Gene Ontology annotation, molecular function: metalloendopeptidase activity; zinc ion binding. Lineage: Eukaryota; Metazoa; Chordata; Actinopteri; Carangiformes; Carangidae. Gene Ontology annotation, biological process: proteolysis. The record is from RefSeq and is a predicted model, not a curated record. The transcript has 9 exons. The coding region runs from base 1 to 846 and encodes 281 amino acids.